UUCUCAAAUCGCUCAUCCACCAGGUACCAGAGUUUAGUUACUAUUGACAACUCGACCGAUGCCCCCACCACCACGGGGAAACUAUGAACUGAUAACCCGAAAACAUUACUAAUUAUCCCGUCACGACGAGAAUUCCGAUCAAAAUUUAAGAGUGAGACUCUGUACAAGUUGAAGGCCCUUGGGAUUCAGUCGCAAUUCCAAUUUAGCUGGCUAGGAAUAUAUCUUCGGCUGCAGGAAUAUCCUUCUUCGCUCUUCGUCACCUAGUUACAACAAUGGCCGCAACAAAUCUCCCCGCAUUCCUUCAGGAAUCCAUCAAGUCCACCAAGGUUGAUUAUCGAAAAUUGGGUCGUAGCGGCUUGAAAGUUUCCGUCCCAAUCCUUGGAGCUAUGAGUUUCGGUUCGACCUCAUGGGCUCCAUGGGUGAUCGAGGAAGACAAGGCCCUUCCUCUCUUGAAAGCUGCGUACGACAAGGGUUUAAAUACUUGGGAUACGGCCAAUGUGUAUUCAAAUGGCAUCUCAGAAGAAAUUAUCGCCAAAGCCAUUGAAAAGUACAGCAUUCCCCGCGAAAAACUGGUGAUCAUGACCAAAUGCUGGGCCGUUGUCAGCGAGCACGACAAUGUUAUGGCAUUUGGACAAAACAAGGUGUAUGCUCGUAGCAAAGAUUAUGUCAAUCAACUUGGGCUCUCGCGCCAGGCAAUUUUCUCUGCGGUGAACGCCUCUUUGAAGAGGCUCAAGACGGAUUAUAUCGAUCUGCUCCAGAUUCAUCGAUUCGACGAUGAAACUCCGAUUGAAGAGACCAUGGAGGCACUCCACGAUUUGGUGAAAUCAGGAAAGGUCCGAUACAUUGGGGCAAGCUCGAUGUGCACAUAUCAAUUUGCGAUGAUGCAAUUCUGUGCGGAGAAGCGCGGGUGGACCAAAUUCAUUUCCAUGCAAAACAAGUACAAUCUCCUAUACCGAGAAGAAGAGCGGGAAAUGAACAGAUUCUGCAGGGAAACAGGUGUAGGACUCAUUCCGUGGUCUCCGCUGGAACGAGGUUUCCUUGCCCGCCCGCCUUCCGUCGAACCUGUCACGCCUCGAGCUGAGUUGUACCUAAAGACCAACAAUCUUACCGAGGAGGACCUUGAAAUUAUCCGCAGAGUGGAAGAGAUCUCCAAGAAGAAAGGGAGGAAAAUGAGCGAGAUCGCUAUAGCUUGGAUUAAGAGUAGGGUUACCAGUCCUAUCAUCGGAUUCAGCUCUAUUGAACGGAUUGAUGAGGCUUUAACAGCAAGAGAAGUGAGUUUGACAGAGGAGGAAGAGAAAUAUUUGGAAGAGCCGUACAGGCCCAAAAAGGUAGUCGGUCAUUCUUAGAUGACAGAAGGGAAGAAGACCGUCUUUUUGGUUGCUUGGAUUUCAAAGCGUCUGCUUAUUUUCGGCUAGCGUCGUACAAAGACAAUUACGCAGAGAACUAUCCAGCGAGC
Messenger RNA from Coccidioides immitis RS, 1456 nucleotides. RefSeq names its product aldo-keto reductase. Lineage: Eukaryota; Fungi; Ascomycota; Eurotiomycetes; Onygenales; Onygenaceae. The record is from RefSeq and is a predicted model, not a curated record. Bases 273 to 1346 code for a protein of 357 amino acids. The transcript is spliced from 5 exons.